CAGCACAAUAACGCCGCCACUCAAACCCCAUCUUAAUGUUAAACUUCUUCAUCAUGCACCAUCAACUCAAAGUAUGUUUAUAUUUUACCUGGAAGCAAAAGAGUCCGAUGGUGUAGAUGACAUAAUCCUCUUUGUUAGCUCCAGAGGCCGGCAGCACCGACGUGACGUCGUUGACCCCAAGGGAGAAGAAGAGAAUGAAGCCCAGCAGGUGACUCCAGAUAUUCACCGUCUCAUUAGACAUAAUAAAAAUACUGGGAAAAGGUGAGGGAAUAACACACAGUUCAGGUUUAUCACAUUGGCAUUUAUCGGCACAUGAUUUAAAAAUAUUUCUUGCUGAACUCCCACCUUCUCAGGCAGAGUUUGGAAGGCAGGUGGGCCCUGUAGCCGUCUGUGAUGUAGGGGUUCUCUUUCAGGAACAGGGGGAUUUGUUCGUAGGUGUACAGUCUUAUCCUCUGCUGUGCGAGCACCGGCCAGUGCUGAUAGCUGCCCAGCUCUAUGUAGUGAGCUGUCUUCAGCAGCUUCUGGGGCACUUUCAGCAGCAUCUUCAUGUAUGCUUCCCUACUGUCAGGCAAGUCGGGGAGAAAGGGGAAAGAAACCUGAUGGGAAAUACAAAUUUAUUUAGUCAUUUUCUGGGUGAUUGGAGUAGCAGCUAAGAAAGGUAACAAAACAUGAUAGAUGGAAAUGAUGCUGCUUCACCACAGUAUAAUACCUGGGAAUAUAGUUAUCUUCUCCAGUUUAUAUUCUACAAUAAUUGUGAUUAUUUUACAUAAAUAUAACAAUAUCUCAAUAUACAACAAUCUCUAAUGAUGUAUUGAAGGGACUAAGGAAACAAAUACUAGAAAACAUGGCACACAACAUUGCCAACAUAGAGCAAGUGAUGGGGUAGAUGCACCAUCAUUAGCACCUAAGCUAGCCUACCGACCGACGUGAUAUCCUUCAGAUGUUUUUUUUUCUACUCACAAGACAGACGCCACGACAGUUCAAGAAUAACAACCAGACAAACACAUGCUGUAUCAUAGUUCACUCUAAAGGCGUAUGGCUGGGCAUGUUUACAAAUCAAGCUAGUUUCAUGCGAACACCGACAGGCAUCAUUUCGGGCAGCUAAAAUGAUGUGAAAAACACACUGACCGUUAGUCCCAAUGCCACUGUCCUUGUUCGGCCAACUCAGCCAUGGCCUUGUGGCUGUACAGCUCUGGUUGUUUUAACAAAAAUUACAUGUUUGCUCAAUAACACACGCACGGCAUUCGUCAGCAACUAAUACAAAGCCGUUUUUCUUUUUUAUCGUAAACAAUGGCGCUGCGCUUUACUGCCACCUUGUGGGCAGAGUGAGUCAUUUCACAUCCUACCCUACUGGUAACAAACUGCAAGUCAUAGUUUAAAACAGUCAAAAGAUUGAUUUAUAUGUCAUUUUUGAGGGUCCAAUUGACAAAAUAGCAGUUAGUUCGUCUACAUAAUCUUAAAAAAACAGUUUAAAUGGACCCUACUGGCCUCACUACCAUAAGGCAGUGCAACCAUGUGAUUUAUCCCAGCCAAUCAUCAAAGAAAGGUAAUUAUGAUCGUGAGCAAUAUUAAAAUAUAAAAAUGUAAUUGUUUAUACAUUAAUAUAAUUAAUAUAAUAAUUCCUGGAUUAUUGGAUUACUUUGGAAUAAUAAACGUCUACUACAAUAAUUUUCUGUAUAUCCAUAUACACAUUUCAAUAAAGUAGAUUAAGUGAACAUAUACGGUAUUUCAUUAUUACGUUUGUCCAGGUUGGGUUUACUUCCAUGAGCCCUAGAUGAGGUUAAGUUUAACUGACACAAUAAAAAUGCUUGCAACCUGUUGAUAAACCAAGAUUUAAAAAAAAAAGUUUUUUGUACAAUAAUGUCACCUAUGUUUGGUGUGUACACACCAAACUGCUCCCAAUGUUCGGCCCCUUCACUGUGUGCAUGGAGGUGGUUAUGCAUACCAACUGGGGCCUUGGGUGGACAUGUUGCAUGUACAAUUAGUUGGAAGGAAAGCCAGAUAGAAAAAAGAUGGGGGGAACAUGAGGUUCAGGCCUACAGCGUGACGGUUACACCCACAAACAAAACAAGGAUCAAUAACAGACGUCUCCAAGGGGGAGCCUACAUCGGCGAAUGCUUCAGUGUUCUGACCAAAUGACAUUGGUCGGGCAGUGUAUCGGGACACUGGCAUGAGAUCUACGGAUUUGUGGAGCAGCUCACCAACAAGUUUGUCAGUCCCAGGAUGAGGGUGUCCUACAUUGUCUUCUCAGCCCAAUCCGUUGUAAUCCUGCCACUAACUGGAGACAGGUCCAAGAUUGAUGAAGGCUUGAAUAAACUGAGCCAAAUCAACCCUGCUGGUGAAACGUAUAUGCACGAAGGCUUGAGGGCGGUGUCGGAGCAGAUGAAAACACAAAUGACGCCAUCUCGCAGCAUCAUCAUCGUUCUGACCGAUGGCAAGCUGGAGGUUUACCCCUUUGAGCUGAGUGUGCAGGAGGCUGACCAAGCCAGAGGUUUUGGAGCCAGAGUGUACUGUGUCGGGGUCAUGGACUUUGACCACAAACAGCUUGCUGAAAUAGCAGAUGGCGCGGAGCAAGUCUUCCCAGUGCUGUCGGGCUUCCAUGCUCUCAAAGAUGUCGUCAGCUCUAUCCUCAGGCAGUCCUGCUCAGAAAUCUUCACAAUAGAACCAUCCAGUGUUUGUGUAAAUGAGUCUUUCAGUGUGGUGCUGAGAGGCAGCGGCUUCAGCGGCUCAAAAAGGACAGACAACAUUCUUUGCGUUCUCACAGUCAGCCAAAACACAUACAGCCAGAGGGCAACAGUAGUUGUAGACGGUCAUCUGCUGUGUCCAGCUCCUGUGCUCCAUGAGGUUGGGCAGUCAGUUGAGGUGCUGGUUAGCUUGAACGACGGCCAGUCUUAUAUCUCGGCUCCCAUUACCAUCUAUGCCACAACCUGUUCAGACGGGAGUUGGGUGUUGUGGUUGCUGUUGGCUCUUCUGAUUUUGCUGCUUCUCGGUUUCCUUUGGUGGUUCUGGCCUCUGUGCUGCACUGUGGUGAUCAGAGACCCUCCACCAGCUCGUGCGCCUCCUCGCCCUCCAGUAAUUGAGCAAGAAGAAGAUUUCUCCCCCAAACACAAGUGGCCCACAGUGGAUGCGUCAUAUUAUGGGGGCAGAGGUCCUGGUGGAAUCAAACGCAUGGAGGUCCGCUGGGGGCAGAAGGGGUCCACAGAGGAAGGCUCAAGGCUGGAGAAAGCCAAAAAUGCUGUAGUCACCAUGCCGGAUGACGCGGUGGAGCCCAUCAUACCUCGACCACCACCAAGACCUCCCCCCGUCUAUAACCCCCUCCCACAGGACAAAUGGUACACUCCCAUCAAGGGGCGUUUUGAUGCGUUGUUGGCGUUGUUGAGAAGACAAUACGACAGGGUGGCCAUCAUGAGGCCGACGCCACACGACAAGGGCCGCUGCAUCAAUUUCACCAGAGUUCACUGAGCCUGAAAGGCGGGAAAUGUAUUUCUAUGUUAGACCAACGACAGCUGACAUAUUAUCCUGUUUUGUGAUCAAAUGUAAAUAAUAGUUAUUAAACGUCUUUAUAUG
Messenger RNA from Dunckerocampus dactyliophorus (ringed pipefish), 3567 nucleotides. It is a transcript of the gene antxr2b, whose product is annotated as ANTXR cell adhesion molecule 2b. Gene Ontology annotation, molecular function: signaling receptor activity. The transcript has 17 exons. NCBI's taxonomy places the organism in Eukaryota, Metazoa, Chordata, Actinopteri, Syngnathiformes, Syngnathidae. The record is from RefSeq and is a predicted model, not a curated record. Gene Ontology annotation, cellular component: membrane. Bases 2224 to 3462 code for a protein of 412 amino acids.